AUGUCAGCAUCGAUGGUCGCGACCUGGAUGGUUAACACUUUUCCUUCCAUCAAGGUCGGGCUCAUGGUUGGUAUUGGCGGUGGUAUUCCGCCCAAGGUUAGACUCGGGGAUGUUGUGGUUAGUGUGCCCGUUGACCAGUUUCCUGGAGUUGUCCAGUGGGAUAUGGGCAAGGCGGAGGGUGGUGGCACCUUCAAAAGGACUGGUGCCCUGAAUAAUCCCCCGAGCGCGCUGCUGACAGCGCUGACAAAACUGGAGACUCAGCAUGAGAUGCAUGGCUCUAAGAUACAUGAUUAUCUUGAUGAUUUGGGAGAGAAAUAUCCCAAUCUAAGGUCAAAGUAUACUUGGUCCGAUGCCCUCAAGGACCCGCUAUUCACCCCCGAGAGUUCUCAUCGUCCUCGGAGCAGAUGGCAAGGCAUACUUUUUCAACUUUUGGAGAUAAUCUGGGCUCUACUCAGCUGCCUCUUAGGCUGGUGGGUGUUUGCUCCUAUAGAUCGUGGCGCGGAGCAGGUUGCAAGCAGAGCACAUGAUGAGUUAGUCAGGACUCGGGGCAGACCUGGGAAUACACGCGUGCAUUAUGGUCUGAUCGCAUCUGGUAACCAGGUGGUCAAGGACGCUGAGCUUCGUGACAGCCUUGACGAGAGUCUCGGCGGAGAUGUGUUGUGUAUUGAAAUGGAGGCGGCCGGGCUCAUGAAUGGUUUCCCAUGUGUUGUUAUACGGGGUAUCUGUGAUUAUGCCGACUCGCAAAAGAGCAAAGACUGGCAGGAAUAUGCUGCAGCCGUCGCUGCGGCGUACGCGAAGGAACUUCUUGAAUAUGUGCAGACGAGUGAUGUUGACGGACAGCGGCCAGUGAAGGACAUUCUAGGCAAGGUUCUUGACACUUUGCAGAGAACUGAGGCCAAUAUUGAAACAUUGAGGUCUAAGUUGGAUAGAAAAGAAGACCUUGAGGUCCUCAAUUGGCUAACGCCGGUCGAUUAUGGUCCUCAGCAUAGUGACUUCUUGAAAAGACGGCAAUCAGGAACUGGCCGAUGGUUUUUAGAGUCUGCUGAGUACCAGACUUGGCUAAGCGCGAAAAAUCAGACGUUAUUCUGUCCAGGUAUUCCUGGGGCAGGGAAAACAAUUCUGACUGCAACAGUUAUUGACGACCUCACUACACGGUUCCUGGAUGAUCAAUCCAUUGGGAUUGCGUACAUUUACUUCAACUUCCGCCGGCAAAACGAGCAGAAGGUCGAAGACUUACUUGCGAGUCUACUAAAGCAGCUGAGUCAGGAGCAGCCUGCCCUACCAGAUAGUGUGGGCACUCUUUACAAGAAGCAUAAAGACAAAGGGACUCGAUCAUCACUUGACGAAAUUUCAGAAGCUCUUCGGUCCGUCGCAGCUAAAUAUUCGAGGGCAUACAUUUUCAUUGACGCUCUUGAUGAAUGUGAAGUAUAUGGUCGCCGAACGAAAUUCUUAGCAGAGAUAUUCGACCUCCAGGCAAAAUGCGCUGUAAACGUCUUUGCCACUUCCAGAUUCAUCCCGCAAAUAACCGAGAGAUUCAAAUGCAGCAUGACAUUGGAAAUCCGUGCAUGUGAUGAAGAUGUGCGAAAAUACUUAAAAGAUCGGAUAUUACAGUCGGAAUCGGCCAUUUUGGUCCCAGUCAGCGAAGAAAUCCAAAGCGGCAUCAUAAACGCCGUAGAUGGGAUGUUUCUCCUAGCACAGCUUCACUUUGACUCAAUAAAAUCGAAAAAAUCAAUGAAAAAGGUCAGGGAAGCUAUAAAGCACCUUCCAAAGGGGGCCGAAGCAUACAAUCAUGCAUACAAGGAUGCUAUGCAGCGAAUUGAAGGGCAUGAUGUAGAUUCUCAGAAUCUUGCAAAGGAUGUCUUAUCGUGGAUCGUCUGCGCAAAGAGACCGCUCAAUACAUCGGAACUUCAGCAUGCUCUUGCUGUGGAAGCUGGCAAGUCUGAACUUGAUGAAGAUAACCUUCCACUAAUUGAGGACAUGGUCAGUGUUUGUGCUGGAUUGGUUACAGUCGACGAAGAAAGCAGCAUUAUCCGAUUAGUUCAUUAUACUACUCAAGAAUAUUUCCAGCAAACACAGAAACUCUGGUUUCCAUAUGCAGAGGAUAAUAUCACGGAAAUUUGCGCUUCUUAUCUCUCAUUUCAUGCUUUCGAAAGUGGGCCUUGUCAUUCAUCUAAUGAGUUUCAGCAUAGGCUAGACCUAUACAAGCUCUACGACUACUCUGCAAAGAACUGGGGACAUCAUGCUCGCAAGGCCUCCAUUUCAUGCCCAGAACUCAUCAGGUUUCUAAAAUGCAAGACGAAGCUAGAGGCGUCAAUUCAGGCACUAAGGAAUGAGUGGGAGUAUUCAUCUCCUCGGAUAAAAGUGCAGAUGACAGGGCUGCACUUGGCGGCCUACUUUGGCCUGGAGGGAGCGGUUAAUACUCUCCUGUCUGAGGAGGUCGCAACAACCGUACAGACCACUGAUGGUCAAGCACUGCCAGAUGCUAGGCUGGACUUAAAGGACGGUGUUCAGUGUACACCGCUAUCAUGGGCCGCAGAGAAUGGGCACGAAGCAGUGGUCAAGCAGUUACUUGACAAGGGCGCUGACCCAGACUUAGAGGACCUUUUUCAGCGUACGCCGCUGUCAUGGGCCGCAGAGAAUGGGCAUGAAGCAGUGGUCAAGCUGUUACUUGACAAGGGUGCUGAUAUAGACACAAUAUCCCUGGAUGGUCUAACACCAUUGUCAUGGGCCGCAAGAUACAGGCAUGAAGCAGUGGUCAAGCAGUUACUUGAGAAGGGUGCUGACCCAGACCUAAAGGGUAGAAAUGGCCGAACACCACUGUCAUGGGCCGCAAAGAAUGGGCAUGAAGCAGUAGUCAAGCAGUUACUUGAUAAGGGCGCUGAUAUAGACACAAGGGAUGAGGAUGGUCAAACACCACUGUCAUGGGCUGCAGAGAAUGGGCAUGAAGUAGUAGUCAAGCAGUUACUUGAUAAGGGCGCCAGCCCAGACCUAAGGGACAGAUAUGGCCGAACACCACUGUUAAGGGCUGCAAGAAAAAGGCAUGAAGUAGUGGUCAAGCAGUUACUCGAUAAGGGAGCUGACAUAGACACAAGGGAUAAGAUUGGCCAAACACCACUGUCAUGGGCUGCAAGAUACAGGCAUGAAGCAGUGGUCAAGCAGUUACUUGAGAGGGGUGCUGACCCAGACCUAAUGGACGAUUAUGGUCAGACACCACUGUCACGGGCCGCAGAGAAUGGGCAUGAAGCAGUGGUCAAGCAGUUACUUGAGAAGGGUGCUGACCCAACGACAACUAUAGCUUCUACCGGGAUUUGUGUGGUUUAG
Aspergillus lentulus is the source of this 3321-nucleotide messenger RNA. RefSeq lists its product as uncharacterized. Lineage: Eukaryota; Fungi; Ascomycota; Eurotiomycetes; Eurotiales; Aspergillaceae. Gene Ontology annotation, biological process: nucleoside metabolic process. Gene Ontology annotation, molecular function: catalytic activity; protein binding. The record is from RefSeq and is a predicted model, not a curated record.